Messenger RNA from Vicia villosa (hairy vetch), 756 nucleotides. RefSeq lists its product as uncharacterized. The transcript has a single exon. Bases 1 to 756 code for a protein of 251 amino acids. Gene Ontology annotation, molecular function: zinc ion binding; nucleic acid binding. The record is from RefSeq and is a predicted model, not a curated record. NCBI's taxonomy places the organism in Eukaryota, Viridiplantae, Streptophyta, Magnoliopsida, Fabales, Fabaceae.
AUGCUUGAAAAUGCCUUCCGAUCAAAGCUCAAAUUUCGGCCCCAAAAUAAAGAAGAUGAAGGAAAGAAGAGCUAUGGAGAAAUUUCUAGAAGAAGAGAAGCUUCUAGAAAUUUCUUUAAGAACAAGCCAGAUAAAAAUCCUCCAUGCAAUAUAUGCAAAAGACCAGGCCACGCAGAGGAAAAUUGUUGGUACCGUAAUAUGCCACAAUGCAACCAUUGCAAGAAGUUCGGACACAUAGAGAAAAAUUGUCGCAACAAAGAUAGGCAUCAAGCUAAUAUUGCAGAGGAGCGUGAUCAAGAACAAUGUAUGUUCUAUGCCACUCAAUACUCAAUGAAAGAAAAAGGAGGAAGUUUGUACUUGGAUAGUGGAUGUAGCAAUCACAUGGCCAGGGAUGAUACUAUUUUUAAAAGUAUUGACGAGUCUGUCAAACUGAAAGUCCGACUAGGAAAUGGUAGUGUGGUUGAAUCAAAAGGAAAAGGCACUGUCAUGGUGGAGACAGAUAAAGGUACGCGACUCAUCCAUGAUGUCUUACUAGUUCCCAGCCUAAAAGAAAAUAUUCUAAGCAUUGGUCAAAUGAUGGAGAGAGGCUAUACACUUCACUUUGAAGGAGGUGUAUGCAAAAUAUUAGACAAUAAAAAUAAAAGGGCCGAGAUUGCCCAAGUGAAGAUGAAUAAGAGCAAUAGAAGCUUCUCGCUAAAUUUAAAAUAUGCAACUAACAUUGCCAUGAAAGUACAAGUUGAUGAUUCAUGGCUCUAG